Molecule: messenger RNA, 828 nt
Organism: Closterium sp. NIES-65
Lineage: Eukaryota; Viridiplantae; Streptophyta; Zygnematophyceae; Desmidiales; Closteriaceae
Source: the annotation of a GenBank genome assembly
AUGUUUGCCCUCGCCCCCACACCUCUCCGCUUAUCCGCCACCAUCCCCCCUUCCUGCCCACCACAUCCUCUCUACCCGCUCUCUCCUGCCAGCUUUCCCCCACCCGCUUCCCCCUCUCUAUCCGCCCUAUCUGCCACCCUUCAUCUCCCCUCUCCCCCCAUUGUCCGACCCUGGCUCUCGCCAGAGCGGCAGCAGCACGCACAAGAUGCGGCGUGUCAUGGGGCUUGUGCAACCAAGGCAAGCUGGGGGGAAGCAGGGCAGGGCGUGGGGGCAAGCAGGGUGUGGGUCAAGCUCCCUUCCCGCAGGCCCCUACCCCCUCCCUCGUCCCAGUCACUCUAUGAGGCUGGGUACGCCUCGUCCCUCCCAGGGGGUGCUGGUGGGCAGGGAAGGGGCAUGCCCGCCGUGACUCGGCCGAGGAGAGAGGCAGUGCUGGCGACGGCCAAGCGUGAGUUUCGAAACGCCUUAAAAAACGCUCACCCCUCCGUUUCCUCUUCCCCCCUCCUUCCUCUCUUUCCCCCCCCCCCCCUCCCCUCCCCCCCAAUUCCCCUCCCCCCUCUCCUCCCCUUCCCCCUGCGCUGCGUCUUUCAAGGCGCCUCAGAAGGUGGGGACAGUGGUGGGCAGCGCUGCUCUCCGCCGCCGCGGAUGAGGCGCGAGCGGCAUGCUCGUGUGCUGCCUGACUCAUCCGCGCGGAGGUGCACGCGGAGGUGCACGCGGAGGCGCACGAGGAGGUGUGCGCGGAGGUGUGCGCGGAGGUGUGCGUGCGCGGAGGUGUGCGCGGCGCUGCCCUCCGCCGCGACGGACGAGGUGCGGUGCACUAAGGCAGCUUAG